Molecule: messenger RNA, 1909 nt
Organism: Triticum aestivum (bread wheat)
Lineage: Eukaryota; Viridiplantae; Streptophyta; Magnoliopsida; Poales; Poaceae
Exons: 2
Coding region: 54-1571 (505 amino acids)
Source: RefSeq, a predicted model, not a curated record
UUUCAAAAAAAAAAAAAAAACAUGGUUAGGGUCGUUUCAAAAAAAAAAGAAACAUGGUUAGGGUUAGGGUUAGGAUUACGGAGGAGGCGGAGGCGGCUGCUUUAUUCCCGAUCCCGAUCUCAAUCCCGAUGCCGAUCCCCAUUACCACCGGAGGAAAAAAGAUUAGGGAGGAGGCGGAGGCGGAGGCGGCUCCUUUAUUCCCGACGCGGAUCCCGAUCGGCAUGGCCAGCGGAGGCGGAGGAGCGCCAUGGGCGGACGGUGCCUUCCCCGAUUGGGUGAUGCUGAACCGCAUCGGCCGCACCAAGUCCUACGACGGCAUAUGCGCUGUUCGUGAGGCCGUCAACCAGAACAAGACCGCCGCUGCAAUUCACAUGGCCAGCGGCCGCUCCUGCUACGUGUCCUUCGCCCUCGCGGACCCUCCAGAAGGGGUCUCCUACUUCGACCUCCACUGGCCGGAGAAAGAGGCCUCAGCCACCCGGCCCGCCUGUCCCUACGUCCGGGCAACUGACGAGGACCUCGUCCUCUUCCACAUCUCCAUCCCGAGCCAGACUCGCUACUUCAACAUCGCGUCAGAUCUGUUCGUCUACACGGCCGCCGGUCCUUCCCCCUCGGUGCAGCAGCUCCCUCGGUACACCAAGGACAGGAAAAGGCCGUUCCUGAUGGAUAAAUUCGCCACAGGCAUCCUGCAGCUCGCGCCGGACUGCUACAUUGUUGCCGACCUUAAUGUCUACCCCAAAAAAAGCGACACUGGCAAUAAUCCCAUGCUUGUUGAACUCUGCAUCUUCAACUCCGAGAAAGGACAUUGGGGAACCAUCUGCAACAGGCCUGCCCCGCGGCCGCAUGACCAGAGCAAUGUCCAGUUCCCCUUCCUGUGGUCAACUGACGAUGUGCUCGCUCUUGAUGGUCGUUUUCUGUGCUGGGUAGACUACUUCAGCGGUGUCCUAAUAUCUGACUUCUCAGAUACAUGCUCCCCUGUGCUUCACUUCGUGCCUUUCCCCGGGGGAAAAGAGUACCAUGAUGACGUACGGGUUGAAAGAUACUUCUCCGGGAGAUUCCAAAGUGUGUCCGUCAGCCAAGGCAUGCUGCGCUUUGUCCACAUUGACAAUGACUUCCAUGAGAGAAUCCAUGGUGGCCAUCGUCACCUUCUUGAGAGAAGACAAGGGCAGCACCCUCGCCAAAAGAUCACCAUUUGGGAUUUGAACAUGAUGUCCAAGUUCAAGUGGGAGCUCCAUCGUGUGAUCUACCUGGAUUCUGUCUGGGGUAGCUCUGGUUACCAGGAGCUGCACAUACCUCGCCGUCUUCCUGAGUUCCCAAUCAUCAGUGCGGAUGACCCGGAUAUUGUAUGCUGCCUUUUAAGGGAGGAGGAAUUUCACGGUGAGGCGUGGAUGAUCAUGGUUGACAUGAAACAGGCACAUGUUCAGUCAUGUACUCCAUAUAUCAAUCAACAGUCCUGCUAUGCUAAGUCUGUGGAUGUGGAUGUGGAUGUGCAAGCUCGCAAAAGCCGUUUUGCUAAUGUGCCCCUACUUCCAGCUGUCUUCUCCAGACACCUUGAAAGGCCAACUGGUAACUAGAAGAAGUUCUCUUAGUGUUUAAAUGACGCCCUUUUAUGGAUGCUAUGGAACAACGACAAGCUUGCACCUCAUCCUUCAAAGAAGAGUAAGUUUGCAAGGUAAAGACUUGGGAGUAUGGUUCGCUCAAAUCGAAGAUGAUGUUUGUCAAAGGUGCAACUUUUGGGAUUCUCAAACCGAAGAUGAUGUUUGGUGCGGUGCAGACAGAAAUGUGGGAAAAUAUCAUAUUUAUGUGAUGAAGAUGAUGUACUAAUGAAUAUCCAUUAGAGUAAACGAUACAUAUUAUGGAUCCUGUAAUCGUAUGUUUGAAAGCCAGCCUGUUAUAUGUUUGGGAUUGAACA